CCCUCUCUCUCUCCCUCUCUGUCCGUCUGUGGUCCUGUGGCUCUUCUUUUCUUUUCCUCUCUUUAUUCCUUCUUCUCUUCCUGUCCUUCUGUCUAUCGGGCUCUAUCUCCUCUCCGGUGGGUGCUUGGUUGGUUGGCAUGACGAUGUUGGGACGGGCGCUGCUGCGGACGGCGCUGCUACUAUGGUUGGCACAGGUCACGCUACAGGGGGGCACAGGGUACAGACCACACAACGGUGGUGUUGGACGAAUGCUCAUCCCAUCCACAGCUCAUCUGGGCCCACAGGCAGCUAAUGGCUAUGGCGCUAACGGCUACGCAGCUAAAGGUUACAUGAAGGGCAACGGUUAUGGUCCUGUCCCUCUUUCCAAUGGCAAUGGACACGGAGGUUAUGGAGCUGCUCCCGUUGCUGCUGCCAAUGGACAUGGAGCUAAACCCAACGGUUACGGUGCUGUCCCUCUUGCUGCCGCCAAUGGACACGGAGCUAAACCCAACGGUAAUUACUGUGUUACGGUGCUGCUCCUGUUGCUGCUGCCAAUGGACACGGAGCUAAACCCAACGGUUAUGGUGCUGCUCCGGUUGCUGCUGCCAAUGGACAUGGAGCUAAACCCAACGGUUAUGGAGCUGCCCCUGUCGCUGCUGCCAAUGGAUACGGAGCUAAACCCAACGGUUAUGGAGCUGCUCCUGUGGCUGCUGCCAAUGGACAUGGAGCUAAACCCAACGGGUAUGGCAGACCUCCGGUUGUGGCCAAUGGACAUGGUGGCAAACCCCUCGGUUAUGGUGCCAAGCCAAACGGUUAUGGUGCUGCUCCUGUUGCUGUCGCCAAUGGACACGGAGCUAAACCCAACGGUUACGGUGCUGCUCCCGUUGCUGCCGCCAAUGGACACGGAGCUAAACCCAACGGUAACGGUGCUGCUGCUCCUGCAUCUGCUGCUGCUAACGUGGUUAAAGGCAAUGGUCAAGCUGCUGCACCUGUUGCAGCUAACACCCAGGGACGCAAACCCAACGGUACGGAUACAGUUAGGAUAA
This is a messenger RNA of Engraulis encrasicolus (European anchovy), 1025 nucleotides long. RefSeq lists its product as uncharacterized. The coding region runs from base 138 to 1025 and encodes 295 amino acids. The transcript is spliced from 16 exons. The record is from RefSeq and is a predicted model, not a curated record. NCBI's taxonomy places the organism in Eukaryota, Metazoa, Chordata, Actinopteri, Clupeiformes, Engraulidae.